This is a messenger RNA of Exophiala dermatitidis NIH/UT8656, 534 nucleotides long. RefSeq lists its product as uncharacterized. The coding region runs from base 1 to 534 and encodes 177 amino acids. Lineage: Eukaryota; Fungi; Ascomycota; Eurotiomycetes; Chaetothyriales; Herpotrichiellaceae. The transcript has 3 exons. The record is from RefSeq and is a predicted model, not a curated record.
AUGGCGUCGCUUCCUCCCAUUUCCAGCCUCCCAUCAUUGGACACUGAAGAGCGAGCCCGAGUGUUAGACACGCUCUUCGAACCCUGUCGACAGCUGCACACCUUGUCCGUGAGCCUACUGCGCGAAAAGACCUUUUCCGCGUACGACGAGCUCAUCAAUGCCGUGGGAAACCAACUCCGGGGCCUGUUCGAGUCCGAUCUCGAGAGCGACGCCAAAUGGCUCGACUCCAUCCUCUCGGCGCAUCCUCGCCUGGGCGAGAAGAAAGUCGACAGCGAACAGAGCCGCAAGGAGCAAGCUCAAUUGAACCAGGGUGACCCGAACGAGGCCGAGAAACUGGCCGAGCUGAACAGGAAGUAUGAGGAGACGUUCCCCGGGUUGAGAUAUGUAGUCUUUGUCAACGGACGCAGCCGGCCCGUCAUCAUGCAAGAUAUGCAGAGGCGGAUCGAGCGAGGGGACUUGAGGCAGGAGAAAUUGGAUGCCAUCCAGGCCAUGUGCGAUAUUGCGUCUGACCGAGCGAAGAAAUUGGGCGGCUAG